Molecule: messenger RNA, 1093 nt
Organism: Sinocyclocheilus grahami
Lineage: Eukaryota; Metazoa; Chordata; Actinopteri; Cypriniformes; Cyprinidae
Gene: dnajc30b
Product: DnaJ (Hsp40) homolog, subfamily C, member 30b
Exons: 1
Coding region: 50-706 (218 amino acids)
Source: RefSeq, a predicted model, not a curated record
GUUCAUAUCUUUGUUUUGCCGGAUGUAGGUGUCUGGCUCUGCAGUGGCCAUGGCGGAGGUCAGCGGCUGUUUGAGGAGCGGAGCACACAGACUCUCGGUUGCUAUAACACUACGGAGACGGUAUCAUCACGAGUUUACGAGCCCUGCCGGUUCUGCCGGGACUCACGGAGUGACCAACCAACCGCCGACCCGAGGCUACGGCACCGGACCGCGCGAGGAGCACCGGAGCCCAACCGCCUACUACGACAUCCUGAGGGUUUCUCCGAGCGCCACGCCAGCGCAGAUCAAGAGCGCCUAUUAUAAACAGUCCUUCAUCCACCACCCGGACCGGAACCGGAACCGCAGCGAGGACGCGGCGCGGCACUUCGCGCUCGUCGCAGAAGCCUACAGUGUGCUCGGCGACGGCGGCCUCCGGAGGAAGUACGACCGCGGGAUACUCAACCGGAGCGACGCGCAGAGCGCCGGGAGACCGUCGACGCCUCGCCGCGCCCCUGACGCGAGCCCUCACUUCGACUGCGACGCGUUCUAUCAGGCGCACUACGGCGAGCAGCUGCAGAGAGAGCAGCAGAGGAGACGCCGGCGAGAGCAGACGCGCCAGCAGCAGCAGACGCAGCUCCGGGCCUGGAGACGCAUGAAGAUGAACGAGGUCACGGUCGCCCUGCUGCUGCUCUGCGGAGGCGGCAUCCUCAUCAGCCUGAGGGCCUGAGUCUGCUUCAUAGACAUGAGCUCUGCUCACCGCCGAAGAAGAAGCAGCAGCAUAGCAGUUGUGUUGCUCGCACUUCCUGUGGCUGUGUAGCCUAUAGAAGAAGAAGAAGAAGUGCAGCAAACUAACUGCACUGCAAUCCAGUGUUUACUAGGAUAGCUAAAAGACGAAUACAAGUUUGCAGCACUGUACAAUCUUGGCCGUCUCAGACACAUUUUGUGAAUCCUGGAAAAUGCAUCAUGCAUCUGUAACUGAUUAAGAACCAUUGCCAUCAAAGUUCACCUACUGUGAGGUUCAUCUCUAACAUGCACUACCAGUCAGACAGUUUUGAUCGCUGAGAUUUUUAAUGUGUUUAAAGAAGUCUCUUGUGCUCGGCCAGACUGCAUUUAU